Rodentolepis nana is the source of this 840-nucleotide messenger RNA. Lineage: Eukaryota; Metazoa; Platyhelminthes; Cestoda; Cyclophyllidea; Hymenolepididae. The record is from the annotation of a GenBank genome assembly.
AUGACGAACAGCAAUAAUCGCGUAACUAAUGGACAUCACAGUGUUAGCGGAAUAAAUUAUGGGGCAACCGAUUUACUAAUGGCUACACAGGCCGGCAAUCUUGCAAAGAUGGCAGAUUUUAUUCACCAAUAUAAUACUACUGAUGAACAUGGAAAUACGCCAUUACACUAUGCUGCAGCGGGAGGAUUUGUCGGUGGUGUUUCUCUAUUAAUUGUCCAUCAAUGCUACAUCGAUCCGGUUAACAACAUUGGUUUAACGCCAUUAAUCUUAGCCAUGCAAAACCAACACCAUUAUGUAGCUCUGCUGCUGGUGAAUGCAGGGGCAUCACCGUUUUACCUAUCGCCUUGUCGUAUAAGCGGAAUUGGUUUGGCUGUGAUGUCGGGUAAUAUUCCCCUUAUUUUUUCAAUGCUUUCAAGUCAAAGUCCUCAAAUUAAUAGGCAAAUAGCCCUUUACAAGAUCUUUAGCGAUGUCGCAAUUAGUAAAAUACUUGAAAAAAUUGAUAUUUUGUUGUUAAUAUGCAAAGCGGAUAUUCGAUAUCCCGUGUUCAACCUUAAUCCACCACUCACAGUAUCGGCAACAUUGGGGCAUAUUGAAAUGGUAGAAAAAUGGAUUCAAGUUGGAGCACCACUCGAAAGACGCGACACAAGUGGAUUAACCCCAUUAAUGAAUGCAGCAAGGGGAGGCUACUUACCCGUAUGUCAAUUAUUAGUUUCUCGGGGAGCCAAAUUAGAUCCAGAAAGAAAUGGGCAAACAGCUCUCAAUAUGGCGUUGGAGUUUGGGCAUACUGAAGUGUCUGAGUACUUGGCUAGUCAAAGCGAGAACGCCACACAACAUACAUGA